AUGCCUCAACACAAACGAGGCCCAUGGUCUCAAACAGAGGACUCUAUGUUGAUGAACUUGGUCAACGUUCAUGGCGCGCACAACUGGGUCAGGAUCUCGCAGGCGAUCCAGUCGAGAUCGCCCAAGCAAUGCCGAGAGCGAUUCCACCAGAACCUGAAGCCCAACUUGAACCACGACCCAAUCACCCCCGAAGAGGGUGUCUUGAUUGAGCAGAUGGUGGCCGACAUGGGAAAGCGUUGGGCAGAGAUCGCUCGACGCCUGCGAGGACGUAGUGACAAUGCUGUCAAGAACUGGUGGAACGGCGGGAUGAAUCGGAGGCGACGAAGCAAUCAGCAACGGCGGCCGGAGAUCGAUGCUCGUCAUCCUACGGACGGCGCCCAUGGUGCUGUUCCAAACAGGCCGCUACCAUCGCAGCAGCACGCGCUACCGACAGGGUUCACGCAUGUGCAACCACACUUCUACUCGCACCCCAUGUACCAUCUUGGUCAGCCUGGCAUGCCUCACCUGGCGCGCUUACCGUCGAACGGACCUCCACUUCGAUCGCAUGGACUCGUCGAGCCUCCGUUGCCGUCGCCCUCUGGCUGGUCGCAGAUGUCGGCAGACGGCGCACCAUCAUUGAUGUCGGACACAUCAUCCCUCUCCACCCGCUCUCCUCACAACAACGCCUCGCCGAUCGAGCUUCCACCGCUGUCAGGCGACCGCACCGAACGACGUCACUCAUCUGCGCCGAUGCUACAACUUGGCGUUCCUGGCUCAUUCGCACACGAACACGACUUCCAGAUGCCGGCGAUGCCGAUGCAACGACACUACGGGAUGGAGAAGCAGCCAGCUCGUAUGCUGCAGGAGCCUUUCAUGCCGGCACAGUCAUUCCCACAUCCGAGUCAAUAUCUACCAUCACAGCCUCGCAAUCCGUCGCCGCUCCAGGUGAACAGCAAUCUACAGCAGUAUCAGUCGAUGCCGCCCCAGCAACCGAUGCAAAUGAGAGCACCGUCGAUGCAGCAUUACGGAUCUCCGGCCGCUGUUCAACUCCCCAGCAUCUCGAACAUUCAAGAAGCAAGGGCGCCGCACAUCGACCCAUCGCUGAGCCAAAUGCGCUGCACACCUAUGCCUUCGGCGCCGCUGCCCGAGGACUCGCCGAGGGACAAGAUGAGUCUGUCAAACCUGACACACUGA
Saxophila tyrrhenica is the source of this 1173-nucleotide messenger RNA. RefSeq lists its product as uncharacterized. Gene Ontology annotation, biological process: mitotic cell cycle; positive regulation of transcription by RNA polymerase II. The transcript is spliced from 2 exons. The coding region runs from base 1 to 1173 and encodes 390 amino acids. The record is from RefSeq and is a predicted model, not a curated record. NCBI's taxonomy places the organism in Eukaryota, Fungi, Ascomycota, Dothideomycetes, Mycosphaerellales, Extremaceae.